Molecule: messenger RNA, 615 nt
Organism: Colletotrichum spaethianum
Lineage: Eukaryota; Fungi; Ascomycota; Sordariomycetes; Glomerellales; Glomerellaceae
Exons: 2
Coding region: 1-615 (204 amino acids)
Molecular function (GO): protein N-terminal-serine acetyltransferase activity; protein-N-terminal-alanine acetyltransferase activity
Source: RefSeq, a predicted model, not a curated record
AUGCAUUCGCAAGCCAUCUUCAAGCAUCUCGGGCGCGAAGAAAAUGCUCAUCGCUGGGCCUACCUGUUCAACGAGCCGUUUCUCGAGUAUGAGCAAUGCGAGACUGCCGUCACCCAAUGGAGCGCCUCAAAGGACCCUUUGUACUUUGCCGUCCUGUCAGGCCCCGCGUCGGACCCGUCGUCCGAACCAGUGGGCAUUAUGUCGUACUUAUCCAUUGUUCCCAGCCACAGGCGCAUUGAAAUCGGCUGCAUUAUUUUUAGCGAGCAGCUCAAGCAGACUCGGGCUGCUACGGAAGCCCAAUACCUCCUGAUGAAAAAUGCCUUUGAAAAUUUAGGGAACUUUCGGCUUGAGUGGAAGGCUAACCACCUCAACAAGCCCAGCUUGGCGGCUGCAGAGCGCCUUGGCUACGUAUAUGAGGGUAUCUUCAGAAAACACAUGGUCAUUAAGGGCAGACGCAGAGACACGGCCUGGUUCAGUAUCACCGACGAAGAGUGGCCAUUUGUCAAGGGCGGCCUGGAGGCUUGGUUGAGCGAAGACAACUUUGAUGCAAACGGCAAACAGCGAAAUGGCCUGAAGCAAUGCAGAGAGUCAUACAAGGAGAGAGACAAGUCAUAG